AUGCUGCUAGAUCGGCUCGUCUCCGUCCUCUCUCUAGUCGCUAUCGCGCAAGCCGCGGCGGUCGGGCAGCUUCCGCUCAUCGCGAGGGAGACCAUCGAAGAAGCUGCUGUACACGCAAAGCAGCUCGUACAUAGCUCUGUCACAGGCACGCUCGCCUCGGUCUUCCCUGCCAACUCGACACUAGCUGGGAGACCACAUACGAUCCUCGAAUAUCAUGCCCCAUGUCACCAUUCGCCUAGCCUGACCUUCCUCCUCUUCCCGAUCUCUCUGUCUACCAAGAACAUCUUUGGCGCCGAAGGGCACUAUGCGGGAUAUACAGUCUCCGACCCGAUCGACGGUGUCCGAUCACCGAUGUCUCGCGGUCGAGUCGCAUUCACAGGCAACAUGACCCUCCUUCCCGACCUAUCAGCCAAAGAACGCGCCCGCCUCUCAGUAUGCUACAAGUCCUAUCAUCCCGACGUAUUCUGGUUCCCGCCCGCCUCGCCCGGCGAGUCGCACCAUCCCUUCGACUCGGUAUGGGCCCGGUUCGACCCGGAGGAUAUCUAUUAUGUGGGAGGGUUUGGGGAUACGCAUUAUAUUGGACAUAUACCGGUGGAGAUGUAUGCGGAGGCGGGGGAGAAGUAG
Molecule: messenger RNA, 624 nt
Organism: Dioszegia hungarica
Lineage: Eukaryota; Fungi; Basidiomycota; Tremellomycetes; Tremellales; Bulleribasidiaceae
Product: pyridoxamine 5'-phosphate oxidase-domain-containing protein
Exons: 4
Coding region: 1-624 (207 amino acids)
Source: RefSeq, a predicted model, not a curated record